CACACCAAUGAGAUGGUAGCUUUCAGAUGCUUGGCUUCUUUGUAUAAUUCUGAUGUUAACUCAAAGGUCGAGUUUGAUUUGUCUCUGAGCUGUGAAUAUGUUCUUCAAUGUAUCUUGGAUGAGAUACCUUUAUCGGAACUGAAACCAGGACUAUCCAAGUGGAAUCUUCUUCCCUUUAUCAAAAGCAAGCUUCUUUGUCUACCUAAAUGCGCUUUAGAAUUGAAGCUUGAGCCAUCAUCUUGUGAGAAGGAUACUGAAGUAUUGUCUUGUAAUGAGGAAGAGACUCUGAGAAGUGGUAGCAAAGAGACUGAACUUAUGGGGAGAACAGAAGGCGGACAAUCGUUUUGUCGAGACCUUGGAGAUGGGGCUGAUGAGAUUAGUAGAUACGAUGUGUUGCUUGAAAGAAGAAAUGAGGGAUUUCAAAACGAAAGCAAUGGUCAUUUGUCAAAUCCUGGAGAGAAAAUAUACAGAUGCAUACAAUGCAAAAAAAGUGGGAUGCUGUUGUUUUGUUCUAAAGAUGGCUGCGAAGUUAUGGCUAAUCUCUAUUACGGCUAUGUCGAUAGAGAAAAGUUUUAA
Molecule: messenger RNA, 576 nt
Organism: Camelina sativa (false flax)
Lineage: Eukaryota; Viridiplantae; Streptophyta; Magnoliopsida; Brassicales; Brassicaceae
Source: RefSeq, a predicted model, not a curated record